AUGGCCUCUGAUGCUCAGCCGUGUCCGUUGCAGAGAAGUGUCUCACAGUAUCCACCCAAACCUCCUUUUCGUGAAGAAAUUAAGCACGAGGUGAUCACCGCCCCAGACGGUACCCAAUCGCCCUACAGUUCGCUGAAGGACGUCAUUGAGUGCGUGAUCUGCGGUGAUCGCGCGUGUUCUCAUCUCUACUACGGGGUCUCCGCAUGCCAUGGAUGCAAAUGCUUCUUUUGGCGUACGGUGAAAUCGGGUGCAAAAUACGUGUGUCGAUACGAGGGAAAUUGUCGCAUUAGCACUGCGGGUAGAAAUGCGUGUCGAUUUUGUCGUUUCAACCGGUGUCUAGCUGCCGGGAUGCGCAUUGAAUCUGUCCGAAUGGAGAAAAGAGGACCGAAGGAUGGAGUACAAAAUGGGAAUGAGGGAACAACAACGGCCGGAUAUAGCUCCGGAUCUACAACCGCGGCAACGAAUACGAGAAAGCCGACAAAGAGCGGAGCGGUGAUCCAGCGUCCGCCGAAACGCGAACGCUGGGCGGUGAGCAGCCACGAGAGUGACAACGAGCCCGAUUGGGACAGCAAGGAAUCGGAGUUGGCACGACGCCAACGGAUGGACAACAGAAUCCUGAUUAACUCGCUGCUGCUCAUCGACAGAAACGCGAACGAGGGCGCCGGCCAUGCCGCUUCAUCGGCACCGGAAACCGGGCAGCCGGUUACGCUGAGACAAGCGUUCGACAAUCCGAAGCUGUUGGACAAGUACAGAAAUGUACUGCGUUUCGAUCGAAAGGAGCCGGCUGACUGCGCCAUGUUGGCCGAUUCGGCUCGACGUCUGUUGACAUGGACGAUGGAUUGGACGAGGCUUGUCUGCAAUCUAGAGGAGUGUCUUUGCACACUGGAUAAGAUGCAAUUGUUGCGCAACUGUUUUGCGCCACUCACUCUUCUGGAGUUGGGCACUCAGACGCUUCUCGCUCCGGGGACAAUUCUACUGCUUCCGGGCCCCGGAUAUAUCUAUCAUGAGGGGAAUAAGCUGCCUGAUAAUUGCUUCUUGAACAACAAAAUCGUCACGAAGAUCUUGACCACGCUUCGAACUCGGCUGAUCGAUACGGCACUCGAUGAGAAGGAGAUUGUCAUGCUCAAAGCCAUCAUAGUGCUCAAUCCUGACGCCGAUGGACUUGUCGGACAGGCAGCCCAGGCAGUGAAUGGAUUGAGAACGAGGGCCCAUUCCGCUCUCUAUCAACAUAUUGUCGACAAAUCGGACGCGCCGAGGGCUGCGGCCAGAUUGGCGGAUAUCCUGCUCCUCAUCCCGAAUCUGAUGCUGUUGGCCGGGGAGCUGGUUGAACACAUCCGGAUGGCGCACACUUUCUCGGCCAAUGCGUCCGUCUACGAUCCGCUGUUAUUCCAGCUGUUCGGCGACAUUUUCGAGGAUUCCUCAGCUCCGGCUGAUGGCAGAAGGGCUGCCGGCUUCAUCAACUCGUCCUCCUGCUCCCCGAUCGUCGAAGAGACGGCCGCUGAUUCUAGC
Messenger RNA from Mesorhabditis spiculigera, 1509 nucleotides. The record is from the annotation of a GenBank genome assembly. NCBI's taxonomy places the organism in Eukaryota, Metazoa, Nematoda, Chromadorea, Rhabditida, Rhabditidae.